CUCUGUUUAAUCCACAGGGAAAGAACGAUACACAUACACACAAAUUGACGGGUAAACAGCGGGAGGGACGAGGAAGCAUGAAUUUUGCUCUGAUCGCGAUUACUGUACUAGGUUUAGCUUCAGCAAAUGAAGUCGAAACCAACAACAUUAUUUCCACACUGGAGAAGACAGUUCACUAUUUUGAAAUUAAUCAUGAACAAUUUAAUCUCGACGGGACGACAGGGUUUUGUAUAUUACGAGCGCUGCUGAAGGACACGUUGACUCGAUGGUCUCCCUCGGGCCCUGGCGCCAUCUCCCAACAAACAAAGCUGCAGGAUCUCGUCUUAAAAACCGACGUCGCAGUAAGAAAAAGCACGAAAGAAAUAAUACUGCGAGAACAUUCAUAUUUUGAAGAAUUUCAGCCAUUACUAGCUGAUAAUUUCUGGACUUUCAAAGCUGGAUGGAUGCAGACGGAUAGUAAAUUGGUCUAUCCUGAGCGAAGGAAUACAGACUGUUUCGGGGAAAAUUCCAGUGACAGAUGUAUGUCUCAAUUACUGGGUACCUGGAAGGAUUAUAGAGUGCCUUGCCUGGAUACAGCCAACUGUAGAAAAAUGAUGACCACAGUAAAUUGCCCCGAUUACUCCUUAUCACAUCAGUUACUGUACUUAAUUAUUGCUGAGAUUAAAAAUUGCACAGAUAUUGUAAAAUUAGGAAAGGCGGUCAGCAUUCAGCAUCUUAAGAAAGUAUACUGCACCAACAUGAUGAAAAUAAACUUGGAAAUUGAAGAUGAAGACUUUCCAUUACAUCGGCGUGACUUAUUUAUGGAAAACAUAAUGCUUUGUGGGAUGAUUGGAUAUUCCGAUUUCUUCAAGACCCAGUGGCUUGAAGCUAUUCUAUCAUGGCAGAACCCCACUGGUUGCUAUCUGAGGAUUGAUUUAGGCAGGUCUGUGCAGCCAACAGAGAAGGAACGAAAUGCAUUCACAAAACACAAGAGAGUGAAGAGAAGAGAUAGACUAAUGAGUGAUAAUUGUACAAGUCAUCUGACUGGUAUCGCUGCAGGAGCUCUGGGCGUUUUCCUUCGCUUUUAUGGCAUAAGCCAGAAUGUCAGAGAACCAUAGAAUAUUUAACACCAAGCCACAGCUUUUCCAUGUGAUCAUGCUGAAUUAGUAAUAGCCAUUUAUGUAUUCUACAAUUAGUUUUGUGCCUCAUCCUAGUUCCCAUGACUUAAGUUGUUUUUUGAUGAAAAUUUGUACGAUUAGCUCAAGGCGACGGUGGAAAAGUGAUAAAGUGUAAGAUGUUCAGAAUAAUUAUGUUCAGGCAGCAGUAGAAUUUGUAGGAAAGAACUGCAGAUGCUGGUUUAAAUCGAAGGUAGACACAAAAUGCUGGAGUAACUCAGCAGGACAGGCAGCAUCAAUGGACAGAAGGAAUGGGUGACGUUUCAGUUGAGAUCCUUAGAAGAGAUGCUGCCUGUCCCGCUGAGUUACUCCAGCAUCUUGUGUCUACCAGCAGUAGAAUUUGUUGUUUUCAAGAGGCGUGGUCCAAAUUGAGACCAUGUGGGUUUCUUCUGGGUGCUCUGGUUUCUUCCUCCUCUCCAAAGACAGGUUUUGUAGGUCAAUUAACUAAAUAUCAUAGUUGGGUGGUAGGAGAAUCAGAGGGGAGUUGAUGGGAAGAGAGGGUAAGUUACAGGGAUGUGUUACAGGGAAAUCUUAUAUUAGAUUUCCUGAAUUUACAGUUUUUUUCCUUUUCAAUGUCAGAUAAAGUUAUUUCUCAUCAUAAUGCAUUUGUUAUUCCAUAGUUUAGGGAUUUUAUCUCCCCCCGUUGUUUAUUUUAAUCACUUUCUUCUUUAUAUUUUCUUGGAGAAUUUUAUGGAAAUGACACAUUCUUACCAGUCAGAGGACUUUGUCUUGGUCUUAGAAAAUGAGAAAUUGGAAGUGCAUUCUUUAAUUUGUGCACAUAAAUAUUGCUGUCUUGAACCAUACUGUGGAAUGUUAAUGUAACUCGUAGAUUAAACAAUACAACAUCAUC
This is a messenger RNA of Amblyraja radiata (thorny skate), 2004 nucleotides long. RefSeq names its product UPF0764 protein C16orf89 homolog. The coding region runs from base 78 to 1097 and encodes 339 amino acids. The record is from RefSeq and is a predicted model, not a curated record. The transcript is spliced from 8 exons. Gene Ontology annotation, cellular component: cytosol; membrane. Lineage: Eukaryota; Metazoa; Chordata; Chondrichthyes; Rajiformes; Rajidae.